This is a messenger RNA of Physcomitrium patens, 2898 nucleotides long. The record is from RefSeq and is a predicted model, not a curated record. NCBI's taxonomy places the organism in Eukaryota, Viridiplantae, Streptophyta, Bryopsida, Funariales, Funariaceae.
AUCACACAUGAAUAAGUCUUGCUUUGUGAAUUGCUGUCGUGGGCAGCUUUGGUGUUGGGUUACUGUUUGCGUCUAGUAGAUUACUAAUUGCUGCAAGAGAUUCCUUUAAAAUGAUUGUGUAGUUUAAACAAGAAUUGGGGGAGUUGAAAAAGAGAUCCCGUCAAUCCCUUCAUCGUAGGCUCAAGACCAGGCAUGGGAUGUAACAAUGCUAUUCGACAUUGUUUUCCAUGUUUUCAAACUCUGGCGGAAGAACCGCAUUACAGACCAUGAUUAUUGUCAGUCGUCGGUAAGGAGCUCAACCAAGUGGCCACCCAUGGGAUGGAACAAUGUUGUGUUUAUAUCAGGUGGAAGAGGAAGGUCUGUAAGGACGCUGCUGUUGUAAUCGGCAUAUCUAGGUUUAAAUUCAUUGAAGAAGUGGAUUUUUGGGAGAAACAACGGAGGAACGGACCCAGGAGGAUUUUCUGGAUUUUGAAUUUGCUUCGGCAGUGCUGCUGCUGCUUUUGUGCCUGUUGUGUUUUGUGUGGCAGAAUCUGUUGGCGGAUUAAUAUUGAUUAAGGUUAUUGUACCCCCUCGACAUAUAUCCUGAAGACCCUUUAAUUGAAGGAGCUCGUGCACUUCCGCUUCAUGGAGCGUUUCCGCACGUAUUUUAGGCGAUUCUCCCCAAAAGCCGUACCCAAGGCGGAUGAGUUACUCAAUAUCUGCACGGAAACAAUACAAAAAUUGAGUUCAAGUACUGAAGUGGGGACUGAAGAUUAUCUGAUGAACAGACACCAAUGUAAUUUUCUCGUUGGAAGGCUUUCAGAUACACGAGAUAGUUUACAAAAGAUUCUAAUCUCACCCCUUCUUGAUGAGAAAACAAUUCUAGCGCUUGAAGAGCUUCAUCAGGUGCUCCUGGAUGUGGAAACGGUUAUCAAUGCCAGCCGCAUCACUUCCUCACAAUGGCCAAGAGCAGCUAUUGAACAAUGGGAGAUGAAAGAGACUUUUUCACGACUACUUUACGACGUUCAAUGGUACACGUCUGUUCUUCUAAGCAUUCUUGUGGACAAUUCCCAGGAGUCAUACAUCACAUUUGAACCAGCAUUGUGCGGCGGUCAGCUGAGUGUGGGGGACGAGUUUUCUCUGCUGACAGCGAUGAAGGAAGAUGAAGAGAGCCUCAAGGACCGCCUCAGAUCUGUGAAGGUGGACGAUCCAAUAGAGAAAUGGCUUGCAAAUCAGUUGCUUAAGCAGACAAUGCGAUCCGAGGAAGAUCAUCUUAACGCGUCGCACCAAUUCCUAAAAAAUAGUGAAGGCAAAGACUCGGAGUCAUCAUUAUUCGUCGACGAUUCAAAUGACUUCAGCUUGGCUACAGCAUCUCCUGGUAUAUUAUUCCUGAAAUAUCAAGAUCUUAACUUCGAUGGCAUCCAACUUGGUAAAGGUGCGUCUGCAACGGUAAGAAGAACAAAGCUUAUAGGUGGACAAUAUGCAAUGAAGACUUUCGAAACUGGUAAUACGACGGAGUUUGAUCAGGAAAUAGCUGCUUUACAGAUAUUGGGGCAGCAUCCUCAUGUAGUACGCCUGCUGUGCUACUCUAAGGAAGAUGACCAGUGCGUCCUCAUCAUGGAAGAAAUGCACAAGGAUCUGUCCACUGUUUUGUCUGAUAUUUCGCGCUACAGAAAACAAAAAGGACUCACACCUACGCGUCCUUUUUCAGAUGUACAAGCUGUUGCCUUGAUGCUCCAAAUUGGGGAAGGCAUGAAGUAUAUUCACAGUAAGGGUAUAGCGCAUCGCGAUCUUAAGUCUCUAAACGUUCUCGUCAACCUUGCAGAUCCUUCAAGCAGACCAUUUUCCAAAAUUAGAUCAGUGAAGAUUGCUGAUUUUGGUCUGGCUAAAACCAAAAACGCCUCUCAGACAUAUUCAAAUCAGACUGUGAACCGAGGUACCAACAAGUGGAUGGCGCCGGAGGUCAUUGAGUUUGGUGACAAGAAGCGCUCCAGGUUCAACCCCAGAAAAGCUGACGUCUACAGUUUUGCCAUCAUCUGCUGGGAGAUUCUGACUGGGAAACUUCCUUACUUUGAUAUAUAUCAAACUGACAGACUGAUAAAAGAUCAAGUGAAGGCAGGCACUUUGAGACCUAACCUUUCAAAAGAAUGUCCUCCGAAGUUGGCUGCUCUAAUUAAAAGAUGUUGGCAUCCAAUUUCUCACGAGCGGCCGCUGUUUCCUGAAAUAUGCAAAGAACUGCGGUACAUCAAAGGGCUACUUUUGAGAGGUGAUCAGAGAACAUUGGAAUUGCAAGAUAGUCCUCCACUUAGAUCCCUGGGAAGAGCGCAGAUUCAAGGACCUUGGGGAGGUGCUGGUGGUGGCAAAUUUCUUGAUAUGGGCACCUCUAUCAAUCGGAUCAAGUUCAAAUACUCACAAUCUCCAGGGCUAGUGGGUUUAAUGGAGGUGGAGUAUAACUUUGAUGGUAAGAACUAUGUGAGAAGAUACUGUGAUGGUUACAAUGGACAUCAAGAGAAAGAGAUAGUAUUUGAGCCCUUUGAGUUCAUCACACAUAUCAGCGGAUGCAAGUCCCAGACAGCCCUACAUGUAUCUGGUAUAGAUAGUCAAGUAGUCAACGUUGAUAGUGUAGUAUCAUUGACUAUCCAUACCAAUAUCAAAAAUUAUGGUCCUUUUGGCCAUGAAAAGGGUGAGCCAUUCACAAGUGCUAUUGGUAGAGUAAUUGGGUUUCAUGGAGGAGGUGGUGCUAUUCUUGACAGCCUUGGUGUUGUGAUAAUUCUUGGUGACACAAGUUGACUUAUGUGAGCUGAUUACCAAGUGAUCACCAUAAAAUCAGACAACUGCUUAAUUCCAUAAAACUGUGAUCACAACAAUUCACAUAUGUGAGCUGAUUAUUAAAACAAAUAGCCAAUCUUCAAAAAUCCA